This is a messenger RNA of Blepharisma stoltei, 1073 nucleotides long. Lineage: Eukaryota; Ciliophora; Heterotrichea; Heterotrichida; Blepharismidae. The record is from the annotation of a GenBank genome assembly.
AUGUACAUUGGACCAUGGCAAGAAUAUAAGCUUGCCCAAGUGCUCAAGCUUAAAAACGACAUCUAUGAAGCCCCAACAAACCAGCCUGCACGGCUAAAUAACGAAACCUUAUCUCUUCACAACCAGAAUUUAGUAUUAACAAAUAGUUAUAAAGAAUCACGGUCUUCAUCUCGGAGUUUCUCAUCAGAUGUUCAAAGACCAUUUCCAAGAUUUAACGUUGACACUUAUUAUGAGCGCUGAAAAAAAGUUGAAUUCUUGCUUGCAAAAAGUGAAACAAGCGAAAUUCCGAAAAAACACCAAUUCCUAAGGCUUAUUGUAUUUUUUGAUAUUCAAAAAAUUUAUCAGCAUGGGUAUUUGUUGGAAAAACCGAAAUAUAGCUAGAAAAAAUCUAAAAAAUUCUCUAAGAAUUGUCUAGCUAUCAAAAAAUGCAGAAAAAAUUUAUGCACCAAUUCCUAGCAAUAUUAACAGAAAAAGAAAGCCACAAAAUAUUCAUAAACAACGAGUUCAGAACAUGAGAGCGCUAUACGGACUAGAUAAAGAAAUAAAAUUCCCCCCUAUAAAUAAGCCAGAUUUAGACACUACAGCUACAACAGAUACAAGGAGUAAAGAAAGCAGAGAAAGUCCUUUUAGUUUACCCCCUAUAGAGAAUAGGACACAAGAAAAAAACUUGAAAACUAUAAAAGAAGACUAUUUUGGAGCAAAAGUUCCAGAAUAUUUGCCACCGAUUCAGCCACGUAUUGAAGAAAUAAAAAUUCAAGAAAAAAAACCUGUUUAUAUUCACUAUUUUAAUAAUUAGAAAUUAUAUUUUACAAUAAACUAUCAAAAUUAUUAUCAAUUUAAGCCAGUAUAAAACUGAAAUAACGCCACCAACAGACGUGAUUUCUCAAUUCAGCUCAAUUCUUCCUCCAGCAGCCGAAAUUUCUCGAUUCAGCUCAGUCCAUCCUCACUUUGGAAUAUCCCCAGAAAUUGAAGACGACCUCAAAUCUCAAGUUGAUGGGCUUCUCCAAUGGGUCGAAGAGCUUCCAGAAGAAGUUUCAACUGGCACGCCAUACUCCUCUACAAUUAAACUGUAA